AUGGUCAGCCGCAAAGAGCUAGCCCGCGCCGAUGCGGAGCGCGCCGCGCCGGCGUGGCUGCGUCUGCUGUUGGUGGCGACGUUCUUCGAGGCCCGGAAGUCAUCGGGCCACUGCGUGGUGAAGGUGACGAACGUGGCGCACCUGCUGGACCUAUCGCUGGUUCAGACUUAUUUGAUCAAUGGCGACAAGGCGGUGUUCCUCAACCCGCGGCCCAUGUCGGAGCAGGGUAAGCCCGGCUACCAGAAGUGUCACCGGGGACUCCAAGAUGCCGCCUGCCUCUUCUGCUCGCUCAAAUGCAAGCUUGAAGGAAUCGAUGGGGAUUUCAGCGAGCCAUUCGCUGUCCAUCCGAAAAGCGACAGCGAAUCAGGAGAAGAGUCGGAGUCAGAUGACGAUGAUUCAUCCCGGCUGACCAAGUUUCGGAAGCUCGAGAACCAUAUCAGGGUCUGGGCAGGUUGCUGCUAG
Molecule: messenger RNA, 462 nt
Organism: Phragmites australis (common reed)
Lineage: Eukaryota; Viridiplantae; Streptophyta; Magnoliopsida; Poales; Poaceae
Exons: 3
Coding region: 1-462 (153 amino acids)
Source: RefSeq, a predicted model, not a curated record